GUGUUUUCUGGAGGUGCCUGGAUGGCAGCUUUGGCAGUGCUACUGAUGGUGCUAAGCCCUCCCUUCUCUUGGGCCAGGGAAACCCAAUCGCUUUUCAUGCAUCAGUUUAAGGGUGAGUGUCGUUUCUUCAAUGGGUUGGAGCGGAUGCGGUUCUUUGCCAGAUACAUCUACAACACGGAGGAGGAUGUGCACUUCGACAGCGCUGUGGGGGAGUUCACGGCCCUGACGGAGCUGGGGAGGCCGGACGCCGAGUACUGGAACCAGCAAAAGGACUUCAUGGAGCAGAUGCGGGCCAAGGUGGACACGGUGUGCAGAUCCAACUACCAGGGCAUUGGUAGCUUCCUGAGGCAGCGCCGAGUGGAGCCUACAGUGACUGUGUAUCCUGCAAAGACCCAGCCCCUGCAGCACCACAGCCUCCUGGUCUGCUCUGUGAACGGUUUCUACCCAGGCCACAUUGAAGUCAGGUGGUUCCGGAACGGCCACGAAGAGGAGGCUGGGGUGAUCUCCACAGGCCUGAUCCAGAAUGGAGACUGGACCUUCCAGACCGUGGUGAUGCUUGAAACAGUUCCUCAGGGUGGAGAGGUCUACACCUGCCAAGUGGAGCACCCCAGCUGGACGAGCCCUCUCACAGUGGAAUGGAGAGCACAGUCUGACUCUGCUCAGAAGAAGCUGAUGAGUGGAGUCGGGGGCUUUGUUCUGGGUCUGCUCUUCCUUGGCGUGGGGCUCUUCAUCCACUUCAGGAGUAAGAAAGGACACUCUGGACUUCAGCCAACAGGUAAUGCCCUUUAA
This is a messenger RNA of Budorcas taxicolor (takin), 789 nucleotides long. Its product is annotated as DLA class II histocompatibility antigen, DR-1 beta chain-like. The transcript has 6 exons. Gene Ontology annotation, biological process: peptide antigen assembly with MHC class II protein complex; antigen processing and presentation of exogenous peptide antigen via MHC class II; positive regulation of T cell activation. Gene Ontology annotation, molecular function: MHC class II protein complex binding. Gene Ontology annotation, cellular component: late endosome membrane; MHC class II protein complex; lysosomal membrane. Bases 22 to 789 code for a protein of 255 amino acids. The record is from RefSeq and is a predicted model, not a curated record. Lineage: Eukaryota; Metazoa; Chordata; Mammalia; Artiodactyla; Bovidae.